CUGCAACCCAACCAAGAUGCGUGGGUACAUCAGCAUGUGUGAGCGAUGGCUAGCGUGUUUCAUCGUUCUCUCCUUGAUCUCCAUCAACGUGGUUCGGAUCCUCGUCGAGAGUGCGCACGAGCCCACCAAUGGGUCGCCAAGGAGGAGGAGGCCAAGUACAAGGCCGCCAAAGACGCCUACGAGCUGGCCAGACGCAAGCUCGCGAACUUCAACGGGCCCCUCUCCCACCUCAACCGCCAGGCGCGCGAUCCGGCGGCUGAGCAGCCGCACCUUCGUGCGGCGGCUCUGAAUGCCGCGCAGGAGGAGCACGACAGGCUCUUCACCGACGAGAAGCUCGCAAAAAGGGAGAUGGAAAGUUCUUUGCUCCCAGAUUUCUUGCGGGUUUGCAACAGCAGGUUUCUAUUACUCCAAGCAGAUAGAGUCGCGCUGUGCUCUCGGUCCGCUUGAUAUCUUUGCUUUCGUGUUGAUUGGAGUCGUUUCACUGCCGUACCAUUUGUUCCUUUUCUGGGUUUCUCUGCGCGGGAACUAAUGAUGUCGAUGAUGAGUUUCAAAGCGGUUGGUUUGUUAGGCUAGGUCUUCAAAGCUGAUGUCCCCGUGGCAAGAUCAGCAUUUGUAGUAGUUUAAGAAGAUUCCGUCUGUGCUAG
Triticum aestivum (bread wheat) is the source of this 644-nucleotide messenger RNA. RefSeq lists its product as uncharacterized. The transcript is spliced from 2 exons. Lineage: Eukaryota; Viridiplantae; Streptophyta; Magnoliopsida; Poales; Poaceae. The record is from RefSeq and is a predicted model, not a curated record. The coding region runs from base 46 to 447 and encodes 133 amino acids.